CAUGAAUUCACUGUCAGCUUUGAACACUGGUGAGGACUGCAUCUGUUUCUGGCAAACAUGAAGUCAGACUUGUGGUAUUUCCUUCUCUUCUGCUUCCAAGUUGAAGUCCUGACAGGAGAAAUCAAGGAUUCUGCCAAGUCUGAGAUGUUUACGUUUCGCGAUGGAGGUGUACAAAUAUUAUGCAAAUUCAGUGAUACUGUCUGGCAAUUUAAAAUGGAGUUGCGGAAAGGGACGGAAGUGCUCUGUGAUCUCACUAAGACAAAGGAAAGUGGAAGCACAGUGCCCACUAAGCAUCCAAAAUUUUGUCAGUCUGAGUUAUCGGAUGAUGGUGUCUCCUUUUUUCUGAAUAACUUGGACAGUUCUCAUGCCAGUUACUAUACCUGCCAACUGUCAAUUUUUGAUCCUCCUCCUUUUCAGGAAAAGAACAUUAGCAGAGAAUAUUUGAAUGUUUAUGAAUCACAGACUUGCUGCCAGCUGAAGUUUUGGUUACCCAUAGGAUGUGCAGCUUUUGUUGGAGUCUAUAUUUUUGGAUGCGUAUUUCUUUGUUGGCUUACAAAAAAGAAAUAUCGAUCCAGUGUGCAUGACCCUAACAGUGAAUACAUGUUCAUGGCAGCAGUAAACACAGCCAAAAAACCUGGAUUCACAGGUACGACUCAUAACUUGGAACUCUGUGGCACCCAGGCAUGAACCAUGCUGGUCAGCUCCCCUGUGACAUGAAGUGCAAGAUUCCCACAUUCCCUGGACCACGGAGAGUAACACUUGAUUGGAGUACAUACAUCUUCUGCUGGUGUUUUGUUCAACCUGGAUCAGUGACUCUAUCAGUCAAAAGGGAUUUUAACAGGCUGCUUCAGUACUGUUGGGUUACCAAAACACCUUCUUGCAACUAGUUUUACAGAAAGCCCAGCUCACGUGUGUGCAGCAAACAGACUUCACUGGCACGGAAUUCCUAUCCUCAUACCUGCUUCUAGCAAUGCACCAGCAAGUAAAACAAACACAUCUACCAAUACUUUUAAGAGAGGCUGAGAGUACUAAGUCUGCAAAGCAAAUGGGCAGCCAAGGGCCAGUAUCUGCAUUUCACUAGCAGACUACCUCUUUUUCCUGUAGGAAUGAGCAUUCCUUUCUAAUGAGAUACUGGAGGGAGAUGCUUCAAAAUUAGUUAGUUUAUUUCUGAGGUGUUAACAUACAACCAUACUUUUAAAAUACAUUAGUACACAGUACUCUUUUCAAACUUCUGAACCCCAGUCUCCCACUCCAAGGUUUAGAUGUCCUCGUCUGCCUUCAAUUUUCCUUUUUAAAAUACUUCUAUGCGACCACUUGACAGACAUUCUGAGUAAGGAUCUAGGUCUACAUUUCCCCCCUCUACUUCUCAAUAAAACACAUAUAAUACAUACUUAGUUGCAGCCUAAUGAAUACCAUUUGCCUAUAUUCUUCCUAUAAGAAUAUUUUUGUUCCAGAAAGACAUCUUAUUUUCCCAAAUUCAGUAAAAAUGAUUUACUUUGUGGACUUAUUUUGACCACAGUAGUGGUAAAAACAAACAAACAAACAAACAAAACCCCUACACAACAAAACAUUGCCCAGAAGCAGAAGGGACUUUAUUUUAUGAUUCUAUUUUCUACCAUUAGCUAUGUUUUCAUGGUGCUAUUAAUAACAAGCCAGGCUGUUUCUGCAGAGCAUAUUAAAAUUGCAAAACAAAAACUACCAAAAUCAUCUUUCCCUCUCAAGCAUUGUCCUGGAGAAAGAGCCAAUGAUUCACUCAGCAGAAAGCUAUAGUUCCUGGCGGUCACUUCCCAACUAUAGCCACGUUGACCCCUGGGCUUUACAGGUUGAAAUGAUCCUAUCAGCCUGGAGCAGCCCUCCAGACAUGGGAGGGAAUUUCAAGGGUUGAGAGACUCCCGUGAGCCAAGGACAACCAUCUGCUCUCACCCGCAGUGGCAGAAGCCACCCUGGGGAUCACGGCGAGUCCACCUGCAUUUGUACUUCCGAGGUCUGGGAGGAAGCACAGAUGUCUCAGGGAACAUCAGCAUGAUUCCCUCUCCUAGGAACCAUUCAGCCUGGAAAAUGGCCCUGGCCCUUCAGGAUAGGCUUCCUUUGAAUACAAUUUCGUUGGAAAGAUUCCUAAAUACUCAUAAUAUGUGAUUGGUCUUAGCUGGGUUAUUUUCUCCACUUCCUGUUUGCAUGCCCAAUGUUUCUGAAGCAGCCAGUGUAUGUGCAACGAUAUUUUUAACUUUAGGUCAAAUGGUGUUGUUUAGUAGUUUUAAAAUUUGUAGGUGCCUGCUUCUAGCAUACUUUAAAAGUGAGACCAGGUAUGUCAUUAUGCACACUUAUGUUGUUGUAAGCGUGUAUAAUGCUGGAUGUGUACAGUACAGUACUGCAUUUGUAAUUUGAAUCAAGUAUGGGAUUCUGUUUCCAGCUGACUUGGACAACCUGGUUGGCUCCGCAGAGGUGUUCCCAGAGUGGCCUGCAGCUUGCUGGAUGAGGGGUUGGAGUGGGGAGUGGAGCCUUCAUGUGGGGUCCACCUGGCCUGGUGGUCCAAACUGGGGAUCUGAAGCAUUCUCCUCCUCAGCACUGGACAUUUCAAACUGAAUUAUUAAAAGAUACAAUUUCUGUGAAAUAAAGACUUGUUUUAAGAGGAGCUACUCAUGAACUAGAUUUUAGCAGUAGUAGGAAACUAAGGAAUAAAUGUUUGAU
This is a messenger RNA of Lutra lutra (Eurasian river otter), 2688 nucleotides long. It is a transcript of the gene ICOS, whose product is annotated as inducible T cell costimulator. Bases 58 to 687 code for a protein of 209 amino acids. Lineage: Eukaryota; Metazoa; Chordata; Mammalia; Carnivora; Mustelidae. The record is from RefSeq and is a predicted model, not a curated record. The transcript is spliced from 5 exons. Gene Ontology annotation, biological process: T cell costimulation; T cell tolerance induction; cell-cell adhesion.